CAAAUAUUAUAUUACGAAGUCCACUUGUUUCGAACUAUUUUUAAACUUUCGUUUUAGAUUUUUCUAAUAUGAUUUUAAAAAAUUAUCAUUAGAUAAUGAUUUCAAUUAAAAAACUUCAGCUACUGAAAAAUCGUUUACAUAUAAGUAAUCUCGAUGAUGAUAUUAUUAAGGAAGAUAUUUUUGUUCAGAUUAUCGAUAAAGAAAGAGUCAUUAAAUUUUCAGUUGUUGGUUUAACUAAGGAUUAUUUACUGAUUUUGACUGUUAUAAAUUUUUGCAAGACAUGUUUGUGUAACAGGAUACCCAGCUGGAAAAGAGGAUGCGCCUUGCUGAGGAAAGUCCCGUUAACUGAUAUAAUAAUUAACAAAAGUAAAAAACAAAUUGUCAUCAAUCAGAAUCGAGAAAAUAAGCGUUUAUAUUUAUUAAUAUUACCUAAUUUACCCGGAUUUGUUUGGUAUGAAUGGUGUGACUUUCUGCAUGCGUUUAAAAUGGAAUUUUCUAAACCGCUCCGUGAUUCUUAUAAAAUUAUUCAUGGAGUAUCAAAAUAUCUUCAAGUGUAUUCUUACUUUGAUUACGAAAAAAUAAAAUCGUAUUCCAGAUUAAAUGAUGAUGAUAAAGAACGUAAAAUAAUUCCAAUUAAUCGUUUUGGUCAAAAUAUUAAUGAAAAUUGCAUUUUUACUUUAUAUUUACCCGAUCCUACAGUACCAGAUAUAUCUGAUCAAUUAUUUUUUCUUUCUCUCCAUUCUUCAUGUAUUACGUUUCCAUUGAAUGGAAUAAAGCCAGUUCCGAUUUUGGAUAUCGGAACCAGUUUACUGAUAAAAAGAACAACUUGUGAAUUAACUCAUUUACGAAAAUGUAAUUCGGAAGUAAAAAUGUCUGAAUCUUUUAAUUUGCGUUCUUAUGUCUAUGCGUCUUUGGAAGAUUUAACUCCUAGUUUUAUAGAGAGAAAAUAUUAUUUAUCUCCUAAUUUAAACUCCUCUUUCGAUAUUUGGAUGUUCGACGAAAAUCCUUUGCUUUCUUUUAUUGGAUACAGUUCGAAUCGGCUGAGUCGACGAUUAAUGUAUAAAGAUAGAAUUAAAAUAAUGAGAAUGCAUUUUAUAAAUUCGACAUCGAAACAAUGGACUCGUGAAAAAAUACAGUCUAUACAAUAUAAAAUCAAUAAAGUUAAGUUAUGGCAACGCAACACUUGGCCCAUCUGCCUAGAGGAAUGCCUUACGGGAGGUCUUUUUAAGAGUAACUGGUCCCUAUUCAGGCGUUACAGACGUGGAGAAAACCCGGAAAACCACGUGGCUAGUAAGUAACUCACGAUCGAACUCUGUGUUCAGGAAACGGAACCGUUGGCCAUUGGUGGGCCUCGGUAUAUCAAAAAAAGCUUCCAAUAUAAAAUGGCACAAACAAAGAUAAGAUAAAAUUUUAAGAAUUAAUAUCAAAUUAGUGUAAGCUAUGUUUUUAAAUAUAAUCACAAUAAAUGAUUCAAACUGUUUGAAAUUCGUCUCUCUCUCUUG
Messenger RNA from Centruroides sculpturatus (bark scorpion), 1502 nucleotides. RefSeq lists its product as uncharacterized. The record is from RefSeq and is a predicted model, not a curated record. Bases 96 to 1298 code for a protein of 400 amino acids. Lineage: Eukaryota; Metazoa; Arthropoda; Arachnida; Scorpiones; Buthidae. The transcript is spliced from 7 exons.